AAAAAAUAUUAGGUUUAUCUAAUAUUCUUAUAAAUAGAUGCUUGGUUGAGGUGAAGGCAUACUUCUCAGGUCUCAUAAGAUUCCGAAAGCCUCAAGCAUUCAGUCAUCUUCCAGAUACAUAUAAUGGCUGGAGUGCAAAAGGAAUUCCUAAUUUCAACAGCAUCCAACUUAGGAGUGGAAGAUGGUUCCAUGCCUAAUGCCAACACCCGUCGAAAUGGAAACCAUCAUCCUAACUUGUGGAGUGAUGAUUUCAUACAAUCUCUUAGUUCUCAAUAUGGGGAUUCACUAUACCACAAACAUAGGGAAACGCUAAUUAAUGAGGUUCACAAAAUCUUUUCCAACAAAGAAGAAGAAUUUGGUCUACUUCAAAGGCUUUGGUUCGUUGAUAUUGUACAAUGCUUGGGAAUAGAUGGAUAUUUCCAAGAGGAAAUCAAAACAACACUUGACUAUACUUACAAGUGUUGGAAUCAAAAUAUAUUUGGAGAUCUCAACAUGACAGCUUUAGGAUUUCGGAUGCUACGAUUGAAUAGAUAUGAUGUUUCCUCAGAUGUAUUUCAAAAAUUCAAAGGCGAGAAAGGACAAUUCUUUGGCUUUGGACCUAAUCAAGAAUAUACCAAAUUAGCGAGUAUGUUGAAUUUAUAUAAAGCUUCAGAGCUAGAUUUUCCUGGAGAAAUAAUCUUAAAAGAAGCUAAAGUUUUCACAUCAACAUGCCUGCAAGAGGCUAUGAAGGAACAUGGGGAGACAAUUGAAAAUAAAAACCCACUUCUAAUGGAGAUUGAGUACAUUUUGAAAAAUCCUUGGAAAUGUAGGAUUCCAAGAUGGGAAACUUGGAACUUUAUUCAAAUAUUCAAACAACAAAAUCGCAAUGAAUGGCUUGCCAAUGACAUUUAUAAGAUGUCGAAUACAUAUAGACAAAAGUUGUUGGAAGUAGCAAUAUUGGACUUCAAUAUUUUACAGGCUCAACAUCAAUAUGAAUUGAAAUUAAUCUCCACAUGGUGGAAGCAUUCAACUGCAAUUAGUCUUGAUUUCUUUCGGCAUCGCCAUGUGGAAUUUUACUUUUGGUGGGCUUGCUCAUUAUUUGAGACCGAGUUCAGUGCUAGUAGAAUUGGUUUUACAAAAUUGGCUACCAGUCUUUCACUCAUAGAUGAUAUUUAUGACACAUUUGGAACAAUUGAUGAAUUGAAACCCUUCACCACUGCAUUGAUAAGAUGGGAUAUUUCCAUCAUAGAGAAUCUUCCGAACUAUAUGAAAAUCGCUUUCAAAUUUGCAUACGAAAUACACAAGGAAAUUGCAAGUGAAGCUGAAACAAAACAUGGCCCCAUUGUUCACAAAUACAUUCAAAAUUGUUGGGAGAGUUUUAUUCUAUCUUACUUUCAAGAAGCGAAAUGGAUAGCUUCUAAUUGUACACCAAAUUUUGAAGAAUAUGUAUCGAAUGGAACAACAAGCAGUGGUAUGCGAGUUUUAAUGAUGCAUUCAUUGAUACUGAUGAACACUACUUUAUCAGAUAAGAUUUUGGAGCAACUUGAUAUUCCAUCAUCAAAGUUCCAACAUCUUGUGUCAUUGAUUACUCGACUAGUUGAUGAUAUUGAAGAUUUUGAGGAUGAGAAAGCUCGUGGAGAAACAGCUUCAAGCAUAGAGUGUUACAUGAAAGAUAACCAAGGUUCUACAAAGGAGGAUGCUUUAAAUUAUAUUACAAGUCGUGUUGAUAUUUGUGUACAGGAGUUGAAUAAGGAGUUUCUUAAGCCUUCAGGCAUACCAAAUUGUUGUAGGAGGUUAUAUUUUAAUGCUGGCAUGAGAGGUGUAUUUUUCUUGUUCAAGGAUUCUGAUGGUAUAACACAUUCUCAUCAAAAAGAGAUAUGUGAUGCAAUAAUGAAAGUUCUAAUGGAGCCAAUAAUAGCAUAGUUAUAAAUUUAGGUCCUAAAUUAACUAUAGUAUCAUAUCCAAACAAUUAGAAUAAAUUGGAUCACAUCUCAAUAUAAUUUGGAUGUGGGGAUUGAUUAUGAAUUAUAUUUCUUUUAAUAUCAUUUAGCACAUUUUAAUUGAUGUGCUUCUGAUUGGAUUGUUAAAUAGAUUAAAUAUGAAAUUGAUUGCUAGAUGUUUAUUAAUGA
Cryptomeria japonica (Japanese cedar) is the source of this 2108-nucleotide messenger RNA. Its product is annotated as sesquiterpene synthase Cad. Lineage: Eukaryota; Viridiplantae; Streptophyta; Pinopsida; Cupressales; Cupressaceae. Bases 124 to 1902 code for a protein of 592 amino acids. The record is from RefSeq and is a predicted model, not a curated record. The transcript has 11 exons. Gene Ontology annotation, biological process: diterpenoid biosynthetic process. Gene Ontology annotation, molecular function: magnesium ion binding; terpene synthase activity.